Messenger RNA from Schistocerca piceifrons (Central American locust), 1774 nucleotides. RefSeq names its product farnesyl pyrophosphate synthase-like. The transcript is spliced from 8 exons. Gene Ontology annotation, biological process: trans, trans-farnesyl diphosphate biosynthetic process. Gene Ontology annotation, cellular component: cytoplasm. The record is from RefSeq and is a predicted model, not a curated record. Lineage: Eukaryota; Metazoa; Arthropoda; Insecta; Orthoptera; Acrididae. Gene Ontology annotation, molecular function: dimethylallyltranstransferase activity; (2E,6E)-farnesyl diphosphate synthase activity. The coding region runs from base 366 to 1631 and encodes 421 amino acids.
UCCUUAUAGAAUAACCUUGAUUGUGCGUAUAGUACGUUGCGCGGAAGUUAAAUGUGGGUUGAGAUAGCCAGUAGUCAUCGGUGUAAAUCUACAGCGCAGUGGCAGCGCACUGCUUGGCGCUUUACCUCACGUCGUUGUUGUCCCCUCCACCUUCAACUGUCUCCCUUCCUCUGCGCCUUCUGCGGUGUCAAGGCAGCGGGAGAAGGGGGGGUAUGAGUAUGAGAUAUACGCUUCUCGUCGAAGUCUGGCACCUGUCAUUUGGGUAGAGAAGUGCAUGGGGUGAUUUUACAAUGUUACGUCAGGGAAAGUAAGAAACCAAACGCGCAGUGCACGGAGCUCAGUAGAAGUCUGAACGAAACAAUAACAUGUCAAGAUCUUUGCGUAACCUGUAUUGUGUUUUGGGAAAACAAGCGCGUGAUAUUGGUUUUAGAUGUGUGUGCUCUCCGAACUUAAACAGCGGCAGCUUUCGUAGACAUUAUAUUAACACUUUCCUGAACUGUGAAACCAACCGCCGAGCAUGUGUUCAAGCAAAAAGAUCAAAGUCAAGCUUAAAGCCGACUACUGAUAUUUCAUUUGCUGCACGAUCGACAGCUUCAAAUGAGAGCGAGAGGGACCAGUUUUUGGCUGUUUUUCCUCACAUUGUUAAAGACUUAACAGAUGCUGGGUUUGGUUCUGAGAUAUCAGAAGCAAAGGAACGGUUUGCAAAGGUCCUUCAUUAUAAUGUCCCUGGUGGUAAGAUGUCACGAGGGUUAGCAGUUGUGCAAGCUUAUCGUAUGCUUACUAAAGACAGUCUGCAUAGUGCAGAAAAUGUAUUCUUGGCCCAGGUUAUGGGAUGGUGUGUGGAAAUGUUGCAAGCAUUUUUCAUUGUUCUUGAUGAUAUCAUGGACAAAUCAGCUACAAGGCGUGGAAGAACUUGCUGGUACCUCCAUGACGACGUUGGCUUAUCGGCAGUUAAUGAUGGCUUACUGCUAGAGAGUGGAAUUUAUGAGUUACUUCGAAGAUAUUUUCAGGACAAAUCGUACUAUAUUGAAAUCCUCAAUCUCUUUCACGAUGUUACCUUCAAAACAACAGUAGGACAGUCUCUUGAUCUCUUGACUUCACAAGCAGGAAAGAAUCCAGAUUAUACCAAAUUCACAAUGGAUCAGUACAAUGCAGUUGUAAAAUACAAGACAGCAUAUUAUUCGUUCUAUUUACCUGUUGCACUAGCAAUGUACAUGGCUGGAUUAAAGAAACCUGAAGCACACAAUCAGGCUAAAGCAGUACUACUAGAAAUGGGGCACUUCUUCCAGGUCCAGGAUGACUAUUUGGAUUGUUUUGGUGAUUCUGAUGUUACUGGAAAGGUUGGAAGUGAUAUUGCCACAGGAAAAUGCUCAUGGCUGGCUGUGACAGCUCUGCAACGAGCAAACCAUCAACAGCAAAUAGUGUUUAAGGAAUGUUAUGCUACAGAUGACGAAGAAAAAAUUGCUGUGAUAAAAGAGCUUUAUGACCAGCUAAAGCUUAAGUCUGUCUUUGCUGAGUAUGAAGAACAAACAUAUAAUUUCAUUCAUAGAAAUAUUCAGCAGCUUUCACAUGGGUUGCCACAUCAUUUGUUCAUAAGUUUUCUGAAAAAGAUCUACAGACGCGGAAGUUAACUGUAUUAGACGGAAAGAUUAUUUUUUUUACGUAUAAAUACAGCUUAUUUCGUGCUUGUUCCUUUGUGUCUAAAGAUGUUAUCAUUUGAGUGUUUUUAUCAGCUUGUUACUGACAUGAUGUACAAGUGAAAUAAAGAAUCUAU